UGGUGGUCUGCUCCCAGCACAUCAUUCUCUGUCAGGAGAAGAGACUCCAGUGCCUGUCUUUUGCCGGUGUCAAGGAAAAAGAAUGGGUGAUGGAAUCUAUGAUUCGUUACAUCAAAGUGAUCGGUGGUCCGCCAGGCAAGGAGGGUCUGCUGGUGGGCUUAAAGAACGGAGCUAUCCUGAAGAUAUUUGUCGACAAUCCUUUCCCAAUAACGCUGCUGAAGCUGUCAACAUCAGUGCGCUGCCUCGAUAUGAGCGCGUCCCGCAAUAAACUGGCUGUGGUGGAUGAACAUAACACUCUCUUCGUCUAUGACAACAACAGCAAAGAUUUGCUUUUUCAGGAGCCUAACGCUAACAGCGUAGCCUGGAACACCCAGUGUGAGGACAUGCUGUGUUUCUCUGGGAACGGCUACCUUAACAUCAAGGCCAGCAACUUUCCAGUGCACCAGCAGAAAAUGCAGGGCUUUAUAGUGGGCUACAACGGCUCGAAAAUAUUCUGCCUCCACGUCUAUUCCAUGUCUGCUGUCGAGGUGCCUCAGUCAGCACCCAUGUACCAAUACCUGGAGCAGAAGAUGUUUAAGGAAGCUUAUCAGAUCGCCUGUCUGGGUGUGACAGACAGCGAUUGGAGGGAUUUGGCCACAGAAGCUCUCGAGGGACUUGACUUUGAAACAGCCAAGAAGGCCUUCAUUAGAAUCCGAGAUUUGCGCUACUUGGAACUGAUCAGCAGCAUUGAGGAGAGGAAGAAGCGGGGCGAGAACGACAACGAGAUGUUCCUGGCAGACGUCUAUGCCUUCCAGGGGAAAUUCCGCGAGGCUGCAAAGCUCUACAAACGCAGCGGCCACGAACCAGCCAUGAAGAAAGCUGUGAACAUGUACGCCGACCUGUGCAUGUUCGAGCACGCCCAGGAGUGUGCGGGUGUUACAGACCCAAAGGUCUCCCUCAAGCUAAUAACAAAGCAGGCAGAUUGGGCUAAAAGCAGCGAGGAGCCCCGGACAGCAGCUGAGAUGUAUCUGUCAGCAGGAGAACACAUGAAAGCUAUAGAUAUUAUCGGAGAACACGGCUGGGCUGACAUGCUAAUUGGCGUUGCACGUAAGCUGGACAAGGCUGAGCGUGAACUACUGGCAAAGUGUGCGGUGUACUUCAAGAAGCUGGGACACCAUGGCUAUGCCUCAGAGACUUAUUCCAAGAUGGGAGACUUAAAGGCUUUUUUGCAACUACACGUGGAGACGAGUCACUGGGAAGAGGCCAUCUCCCUGGUGAAGGAGCACCCACAGUUCAAUUAUGACGUCUAUUUCCCUCUCGCCCUUUGGUUUGCAGAAAACAGUCACUUUGAUGAGGCGCAAGAAGCAUUUAACAAGGCUGGGCUUCAUAACGAAGCUGUAAAAGUCCUCAAGCAGCUUACCCACAAUGCAAUGGUGGAGAACAGGUUCAACGAUGCAGCCUACUAUUACUGGAAGCUGUCCAUGCAGUGUUUGGACAUCGCCAGAGAAAAGGAAGAUCAGAGGAAGGAAAUGCUGCAGAAGUUUGAGUCUUUUCAGCAUCUUGCUGAGCUAUAUUAUGUCUACCGCUCCAUUCAGCUCUACACGGAUGAACCAUUCAGUUCCCACAUGCCAGAGACGCUCUUCAACAUAUGCAGGUUCCUAUUGAACAACCUCACCAAGGACGUACCGCCAGGAAUUUCUAAAGUCAACACCUUGUUUGCACUGGCCAAGCAGAGUCGCAAACUGGGAGCGUAUAAGUUAGCCCGGUAUGCCUACGAGAAGCUCCAGGAGCUGCACCUUCCUUCACGUUUCAGGGAGUCCGUAGAGCUGGGCAGCCUCACCAUUCACUUCAAGCCCUUCCAAGACAGUAAGGAGCUGAUUGAGGACAUGAUGUGCUAUCGGUGCUCCACAAACAACCCCCUUCUUCAGAGCAGCGUGUGCAUCAACUGCAGGCAGCCCUUCAUCUACUCCGCUUCAUCAUAUGAGGUGCUGCCUCUGGUGCAGUUUUACCUGGAGGAGGGUAUCAGUGACGAGGAGGCGCUGUCCCUCAUAGACCUGGAAGUUCCUCACACAGAUGAGGGCCAUGCACAAGGCCACACCACAGACAGAGGUGACAUGCAGUCUAUGAGAAUAGAUGACGGUUUGGAUUAUACAGAGGAGGAUCCAUUUACAGCCACAAUGAGCUUUGAGCAAGGGGGCUCCACCUUUGUCCCCGUCAAGGUGAGCCGCUCGGCGCUGCGCUCCAUGAGCAGAAGGGACGUCCUGAUCAAACGCUGGCCCAAGCCCCUCAAAUGGGAAUACUUCCGUUCCCUGCUGCCGGAUGUGAGCAUCACCAUGUGCCCCAGCUGCUUCAAGAUGUUUCACAGUGAAGACUAUGAGCUCCUGGUGCUGCAGCACACCCGCUGCCCUUACUGUCGGCGGCCAAUUGACGGGCACAAUGGAUCGACCCUCCAACAGAGCCGAUUCAGUGAAUUUCCCUCAUUGUCGUAGUUCUUUUUAUACAACUUCUAUCUGCUGGGUCUUAAAAGGUCCUUUGUUUAAAUUAUCUACUUUUGGGGACUUAAAUAUGUCCUUAACAACUGCAGGAUUUCAGUUAUUGUAGCUUUGUCUAAUUUUUGUACAUUUGUUUUCAUGAAUUUGCUUUUUCCAUGUAUCCUUUUACCCAAGUCUUUGGCUGAUGUAGCAAAACUACAAGGCCCAUAAUGCAUAGCAGCUAACCGCCCCGUUGGUAGGGUUUUAUGGUUAGCCAUUCAACCGUCCCUUUAAACAAAACUUUAAAUAUUUGUGCAUUUUCCAAGUUUUUUAUAAACUCUAAUAAAGUGCUUUCUUUCACAUGAC
Molecule: messenger RNA, 2816 nt
Organism: Cyprinodon variegatus (sheepshead minnow)
Lineage: Eukaryota; Metazoa; Chordata; Actinopteri; Cyprinodontiformes; Cyprinodontidae
Product: intraflagellar transport protein 122 homolog
Exons: 19
Coding region: 90-2468 (792 amino acids)
Biological process (GO): non-motile cilium assembly; protein localization to cilium; intraciliary retrograde transport
Cellular component (GO): intraciliary transport particle A; non-motile cilium
Molecular function (GO): protein binding
Source: RefSeq, a predicted model, not a curated record